AUGCAACGCAUGACUCUGUCGACUUUGACGCUUCUGGUUUUGCUUCUGCUGCCCAGGCGGUGCGGAGCUCUCCAAGUUAGCCUUCUAUCCGACACCCAUUACGACCCCGCCUACGGCCAACCCAAUGGCUACGGCAAAUGCGUGGUUGAAAGCCCCGCUCUCGGUGUGCCGGGGUGUGAUGCGCCGCCGGAUCUUAUCACCUCAGUCUGCGCAGACAUGAGUGCUCAGUCCUCUGCGUACAUGUUCAUGGCGGGAGACUUGCAGAGGCAUCAGUUUGAUGAAAGUGGACUUACACUAAACGACACAAUUGGCACCCUCACUGAGAACCUUGCCGCAGUAAAUACGAGCGGCACAAUAGAAGGCCCACGUGUGGCGAUUGCCAUGGGAAACAAUGACAUGGUGCCUAAUUAUUACCUUGAUGCAAUCAAUGGUAGGAACGAGUUUCUCAAGGAUGAGGCCGACAUCAUGGAGAAAAAUGACCUUUUACUUCCAGAGGAGGCCCAACAGUUCGUGAAAUGCGCGUACUACCUCCGCACAGUUUCUCCGACAGUGCGUCUUAUCGUUCUUCACACACUCGUUUGGUGCUACAGCAUUUCUCCUGCUAUUCCCGACGACGAGACUGACCCCUGCGGGCAGUUUGAUUUUCUGAACACGCAAUUGGCGGACGCGCGGAAAGCAGGGGCGAAGGUGAUCAUCAUGAGUCAUAUUCCUCCAUAUAUCAACGUGUGGGGUGUCCUCGACGCACGCGAUUUCCAUUCCAUUCGGAAGGAUAUGUACUGGAAGCCAGUAUACCAGCAGCGCUUUAACAACCUGAUGAAAGAGUACUCGGAUACAGUGAGAGUGCAGCUGUACGGGCACACGCACCUUUUCUCCUUCCAAGUUCUUCCUGGUGGUGUGCCAUCUUUCAUCAUUCCUGCCAUAACGCCAGUCUACGGGAACAACCCUUCAUAUUUUAUUUCGGAGUUUGAUGACAACGACUGGAGCCUGCGGAGUCUUGCGCAACGCUUCUUGAGCAAUACGACGUGGUCCAACGGCCUCCGUGUGGAGGACGUGUUUGGCAGUCUGAGCGACACCGCGGCGCUUCAGGAGACGACACACCGACUCCUGACGGACGAUGACUUGUGGACAAGAUUCAUCAUUCUGCGCGCUGGCGGCGUGGAGAAUCACGCGCUCUUUCCAGGAGGCGCGUGCGACUGGUGGUGCCGCAAACUAAGUGUUUGCUCGAUGCAGUUUGCGACAUGGGAUGAACUCGUGGUGUGCGUGAGGCAGGAUCGAGCUCCACCUGGGGGAAUCGUUGUGCCCGUCACCCUCGUGGCGAUUUUCGCGGUAUUUCUUGCUGUGGGGGCCGGACUCCUCAUCGUUCAUCGCCGACGGCAGCUGCAGCGCAUGCAACGCGCGGAAUUCGUGGAGGUGGUCGAUGUUGUUUCACAGGGUGCCGCUUCCGCUGGUGAACGCAGCGGUGAGCAGCCAUGA
Molecule: messenger RNA, 1473 nt
Organism: Trypanosoma grayi
Lineage: Eukaryota; Euglenozoa; Kinetoplastea; Trypanosomatida; Trypanosomatidae
Product: beta-fructofuranosidase-like protein
Exons: 1
Coding region: 1-1473 (490 amino acids)
Molecular function (GO): hydrolase activity
Source: RefSeq, a predicted model, not a curated record